UCACUCCAUGACCUCGCCCUCCCCUUCGUCGUUAGGACCCAUUUCUCCCGCCGUCAGCAGGCUGAGCCCCUCCAUGCCCAGAGCAGCAAAACCCAGGUCGAUCCCGGGGGCCUCGGGAAUGUCCGAGAACAUCUGGAUCACACGGUGCAGGGCGUCGAUGAAGCAGUCGAUUUCUUGCCGAGUGUUGUAGACAUAGAGCGAGGCCCGAAUGCUGCCGGCGGCGCCCAGCAGGCGAUGCAGUGGCUGAGUGCAGUGGUGGCCAGCCCUCACUGCAAUGCCCUCUUGGUCCAGGAAGGUCGACAGGUCGGACGCGUGGAUGUUGUCGUGAUUGAAGGCCACAAGUGCAGCCCGCGAGUGGCCUUGUGCGAUGGGGUCAGGGCCGUACAGCCUCAAGUCAGGGAUGUCACCAAGGCGACGGUACAAGUAACUCGACACGUCCUUCUCGUACUCGGCAAUCUGACCGACGACACAGCCAUAGAUAGAUAUUUACUGAUAUAUUGGGUAAUUGAUUUCUCGUCGAGUGCGUACGUUGUCCAUUCCCAGUUUGUUGAGGUAGUCCACAGCAGCGCCCAGGGCGACCGCCUGGGCAAUGGGUGGCGUCCCAGCCUCGAAGCGAGACGGAGGGUCCAGGUACGUCGAGUGAUCGAAAUACACGUCCUGAUGUGAUGCAUACAUCCAUACAUCCAUCCAUCCAUUCAUCCAUUCAGCCCAAUCAGCGAAGGACAGAUGCGAUGCAGGUCUGUUUGUUUGAUACGCUGGCGUGGGCACGUGCUCCCUGACCUCAAUCAUCUCGCCUCCCCCCAUCCAAGGCGGCAUGCUCUCGAGCACUUCAUAUUUGCCAUACAGCACACCAAUCCCAGUGGGCCCCAUCAUCUUGUGACCAGACGCCACCAGCCAGUCGCAAUCCAGGGCAUUCACGUCGAUCUGAUGAAUCAACAGCACAACGCGACAUGGAUAGACGGCAUCAAGCGGGGCAACGCUCUUCCGGCCUAGCUAGCCUGAUUGCCGAAGUGUGCCCAUGCCUCUCUCUGUGUGUGUAUGAUAGUGUCUGUCUUUAGUGAGUGAGUACCUUCUUGUGGGGCACUGCCUGACAGGCAUCGACGAGAACCUUGGCCCCAACAGCAUGGCUCUGGCGGACGAUCUCUGCGAUAGGGUUGCUGCAGCCGAGAGUGUUGCUGACAGCCACUAUACCCACCAUCUUGGUCCUGGGCGACAAGAGCGACUCGAACGAAGACAUGUCCAAACACUCGUUCUCGUCCAUCUGAACCCAUGCAGCACAGAACCGCACAAUAUAUAUGGUGACAGAUCGAUCGUGUGGGAGAGCCAUCCAUCCAUCCAUCCACGACGGCAGAAAGGCCCCCUCCAUUUGUGCUGACCUGUAUGUAUUUGAUAGUAGCUCCCUUCCUCUUGGCGAGGAGCUGCCAUGGGACGAUGUUGCUGUGAUGCUCCAUCACACUAAGAAUGAUCUCGUCGCCCUCACCGAUGUUCGCCUCACUGAGCGGCACCAGCAGAAGGAAGGAAGACAUCACGGUGACCAUGUGCACUCCCCCCCUCCCUGCCUGUCUCUCUCUGUCUGUCUGUCUGCGGUCAUUCCUUCAUGUGGUUACCCACCCCCAUGUUUGGGCGACAAGGUUAAUCCCCUCGGUUGCACCUGACGUAAAGACUAUCUCCUCUCGCCGCCGGGCGUUGAGAAAAGCAGCCACACUGGACCGAGCUGACUCGAACGCCUGACAACCCGACACCCCAUUCUCUCUGCAAUCCCUGUCAUCCAUUGGCCUCCCCGACGAAUACAAAGUCGGUCGAUACAGACGUAAGGUACAUACCUCAGUCGCCCUCAGGGCCAGUGUGUGCGCGCCUCGAUGCACGUUCGAAUGUUGGUGCUGGUAAUACCUCUCAAUGGCCUGAGUGGAUGGACAACAAACACAACGUUUAUCACAAAACAUGUCCUUUCGUCCUUUGCCGCCAAUCAAUGCGGUGAAGCCUUUUCUUUCUUCCUACCUCUAGGACAGGCUUCGGCAUGUGAGAUGAUGCUGCAUUGUCGAAGUACACCAACGGCUUGCCGUCGAUACGCUCAUCCAAUAUCUACACGACAGUACCAGGGAGAAGCAGCGAGAGAUGACUGACAGCAAUGACCACCCUUGUCGUCUUCCCUCUCUGUGUGCUGUGCCUUGAUUUGAUUGAUCCGUCCGUUCUCACCGGAAAGUCUGAGCGCAGGGGACUGCCGAGAGUGGUAGAUGUGGGCGCUGCUGCAACAAGACCUGCCAGUGGUGAUGCAUGGCAGGGCGUGUGGGACCGACUCCGCCACCUCCUCAACACAUGGUUCGCUCGCAAGACGCGGGAUGGGGAACCGACGAAGGCAGCACCGGCAGCCGAGAUCAACAACCCACAGAAAAGGGCUGUAGAGGUAGGAACCACCACAGUGGUCUGCAUCACGGUCAU
Vitrella brassicaformis is the source of this 2439-nucleotide messenger RNA. Lineage: Eukaryota; Vitrellaceae. The record is from the annotation of a GenBank genome assembly.